GAAAUAGUUUAUCGGCGACAGUAUUCAAGCGUUUUAGACAGAAAUUUUCAGAGCCAAAGUGAUCGUACUUUUUGAAGUAUUGGAUUGCAAAAUAUGGCAUACGUUUUAAUGAGUAGCUUUCUGAGAAAAGGCGAGGAAUGUUGUGUAUGUGCACGUACGACGGAUACGAUUUUGUUGUAUUACUUUAGUCUGAUCCCCUGUCUGCAGGUUAUGUUGUUGCUUUAUUAGGAGGGUCAAGAAGCCAGACAGGUUUUCGUUGACAUUGACAUAUCAUUGCCAUGGAUACAGAGGUAGCUGUGCCCGUUUCAUGUUCUGCGAGUAAUGAGCAAGAGGUGAUUGGUAUGUUGCUGGCCCAGCAGGCCGAGCAUGAGGAGGGCGAACUUCAAAUAGAACAGCCUCCGACAUCCGAGGUCGAACAUGGAGGGUUGCCCACCGGUAACAUGGCCUCUACUGUAACGGACGCAGGUGGCCUCCAUUUUGGGGAUGGGCAGACUCUUCAAGCAGUGGAGUUCCCUGAUGGAUCUACAGCUAUCAUACAACGCAAAGAUCUUGUGGAUGGACAGGCAGUACAGCUAGAGGAUGGGUCCACAGCUUACAUCCAACAAGUCACUAACAAGGCUCCAACAUUUGAGGAAGGCCAGGCUGUCCAACUGGAAGAUGGCUCUACUGCUUUCAUCCUCAGAACACAACCAAAAGGUCAAAACUUGCAAGCUAUUCAACUUGAAGACGGCUCCACGGCACUAAUUCAAACGGAGAUUUCACCUGAAGGGUUUGCUGACCACUCACAAGGUUCCUAUAGUACUGAUGAAGCUGUGGAUCCCACAGCACUCAAUGUAUUGGAUCAGUUUACAUGUACAUCGCAAAUGGAGAAUGAGGCAUCCAGCUCCCAGAGCGAUAUCAGCAAAGUGAGCGAACCUAGCAUUAUGCUCAAGACAAUCAAUCUGGUCCAUCAACCAAUGAUCACCAAAACCGCUCUCUCUGAAGGCUCCUCAUCAAAGGGUUUCAGAUGCAGAUACAAAGAAUGCGGGAGGAUGUACACCACUGCACAUCAUCUUAAGGUUCAUGAGCGUUCGCACUCCGGAGAGAAACCGUAUAAAUGUGAGGCACCGGGAUGUGGGAAGGCGUUUGCUUCAGGCUAUGGACUGAAGAGCCACACUAGAGUCCACACUGGUGAGAAGCCUUACCGGUGCCCUCAAGAGUUGUGUACCAGGGCGUUCAAGACGUCAGGAGACCUACAGAAACAUGUCAGAACUCACACAGGGGAGAGGCCAUUCAAGUGCCCAUUUGAAGGCUGCGACAAAUCCUUCACAACAUCAAACAUUCGCAAGGUCCACAUUCGGACGCAUACAGGAGAGCGGCCGUACAUAUGUGAUGAGCCAAUGUGUGGACGUGCCUUCGCUAGUGCUACUAACUAUAAAAACCAUAUGAGAAUUCAUACAGGUGAGAAGCCCUAUGUCUGCACAGUCGCUGGCUGUGGCAAACGUUUCACCGAGUACUCCAGUCUUUAUAAGCAUCAUGUCGUACACACCCACUCCAAGCCAUACAUCUGCGAACACUGCGGCAAGAACUACCGGCAGACGUCAACGCUAGCCAUGCACAAACGCACGGCUCAUGGGGAUGUCGAAGAUGAGAUGGAGGAUCAAAAUCAGUUCUUAGCGGUGCAUACGGAGAGAAAUCAAGAAAUUGUCGGAGGUGUUGUGUCUUCAAUUUUGACGACGCCUACCAAACAGCAACGCGUCCAAUAUGAAAUUACUACCGUCACCUGUGAGGGCGCUUCGCUCGGCACAGACACCAUCGUCAUGCACGCUGCGGGAGUACUUCAGCAGGCCGAUGCAGCCAACGUAAUCCAGUCACAAAUUGACAACAUUGUCGGCUCGACCGGUAAAGUUACCAUGGUGACGAAUGUGGACCCUGAGGUUGCCAUGGCAGCCAUCAAGGCAGUGGAGGAGACGGCCCUGCAUGUGGUGUCGGCCAAUGGGCAGGAGCUAACUGAAGAUCAGAGGCAGCAACUACAGGAUGCUAUUGUAGCUGUUAACGCACAAGACACUCCAGAGGGAGUGAGUAUCGCUAAUGUAGCUUCCGCAGUUGAAACGGACACAGCUAUGGCAUCAUUAGAGGCAUAGAGCUAGUCACUCAGUGGGGGUGAGCGCAAAAGUCAAACUUUCUUACAGUAACUGAAUGGAUGGUACAUGAUUAGUCUUCAAACCCAAUUUCAUAGAGCAGCUUAAAGGGUCUAUGUAACUUUUGUAGGACAAAAA
Messenger RNA from Asterias rubens (European starfish), 2258 nucleotides. Its product is annotated as zinc finger protein 143-like. Gene Ontology annotation, biological process: regulation of transcription by RNA polymerase II. Gene Ontology annotation, cellular component: transcription regulator complex; PcG protein complex. Gene Ontology annotation, molecular function: DNA-binding transcription factor activity, RNA polymerase II-specific; RNA polymerase II cis-regulatory region sequence-specific DNA binding. The record is from RefSeq and is a predicted model, not a curated record. Bases 279 to 2123 code for a protein of 614 amino acids. Lineage: Eukaryota; Metazoa; Echinodermata; Asteroidea; Forcipulatida; Asteriidae. The transcript has 14 exons.